UUCUUUCUAAAACAGGUAACUCUCUCUCUCUCUCUCUCUCCCUCUCUGAAUCGCCAUCCAUCCCUAACUGAGCUCACUCCCAUGGAAAAUAGUCAAAGAUCCGAGUCCGCUCAAGAACCCGAAGACCCACCGCCGGCGAACACGGCCCACCACCUGACGACCCCGCCGGGGCUGACCCCCGACGAGUUCGCCGAGCUCGGCCCCUCCGUCGCCGAGCACCACACGUACGAGCUCGGCCCGGGCAGGUGCUCCUCCCUCCUGGCCCAGCGCGUGCGGGCCCCACGCGCCGCCGUUUGGUCCAUCGUGCGCCGCUUCGACCAGCCCCAGGUGUACAAGCACUUCAUCAGGCAAUGCUCCGUGGGGCCCGACUUCGAGGUCGCCGCGGGGGCCAUGCGCUACGUCGACGUCAUCUCCGGCCUCCCGGCGUCCACGAGCGAGGAGAGGCUGGACGUGCUGGACGACGAUCGGUUCGUCACCGGGUUCACCAUCAUCGGCGGGGAGCACCGGCUGAGGAACUACCGGUCGGUGACGACGAUGCACGAGGUGGCGCGUGAGGGCGGGAUCUGGACCGUCGUCCUGGAGUCGUACGUCGUGGACGUGCCGGAGGGGAACACCGAGGAGGACACCCGCCUCUUCGCCGACACCUUUGUGAAGCUGAACCUGCAGAAGCUGGCCUCCGUCGCUGAAGGGCUGGUUGGUGGCUCGUGAGGGUGAGGGCCAAUAGCAUCUUCUCUCCACUUAAAGUUUCCAUUUUGAUUCCCUCUUUCAUGAACCCGAAGGGGUACUUGAAUUUGUGAACUGUCUGCAGAAAAAAAUGGUUCUUUUUUGGGUGAUUUUGGCGAACUGGUUGACUAUUUGGAUAAUCAAUGAAGAAUGUGGAGGGAAUUUGUGGUCGAUUUACUGCUGAUUAUCCAACUGAGGAAAUGUUAUAGCCUCUGGAAUAUGUCGUUGAGUUCUUGACUACACUCGGAAGAAUCAUUGCACCGUCUCUGCGGUUUUUUUUCUUUUAUGUCCAGUUGAAGAUCUUGUUCUCUGUUCUUGCCUCUCUGUUUUCUUGCUAAUAAUAGCUGGUGCGGUUCCA
Messenger RNA from Rhodamnia argentea, 1081 nucleotides. Its product is annotated as abscisic acid receptor PYR1-like. NCBI's taxonomy places the organism in Eukaryota, Viridiplantae, Streptophyta, Magnoliopsida, Myrtales, Myrtaceae. Gene Ontology annotation, cellular component: nucleus; cytoplasm. The record is from RefSeq and is a predicted model, not a curated record. Gene Ontology annotation, molecular function: protein phosphatase inhibitor activity; signaling receptor activity; abscisic acid binding. Gene Ontology annotation, biological process: abscisic acid-activated signaling pathway. Bases 82 to 708 code for a protein of 208 amino acids. The transcript has a single exon.